Sardina pilchardus (European sardine) is the source of this 1689-nucleotide messenger RNA. Its product is annotated as zinc finger protein 160-like. Gene Ontology annotation, biological process: regulation of transcription by RNA polymerase II. The record is from RefSeq and is a predicted model, not a curated record. Lineage: Eukaryota; Metazoa; Chordata; Actinopteri; Clupeiformes; Clupeidae. The transcript has 4 exons. Bases 1 to 1689 code for a protein of 562 amino acids. Gene Ontology annotation, molecular function: DNA-binding transcription factor activity; RNA polymerase II cis-regulatory region sequence-specific DNA binding.
AUGGCUCCACCCCACCCCCACCUGUUCUCCUUUGUGGACUUUGAGCAGUGUGAGAUACAUCAGAUUACCCAUACUGGAGAAAAGCCACAUCAGUGUUCGCUGUGUGGAAAGGCCUUUACACAAAAGAGUAAUCUCAAAAUACAUCAGAUUACCCAUACUGGAGAAAAGCCACAUCAGUGUUCGCUGUGUGGAAAGGCCUUUACACAAAAGAGUAAUCUCAAGAUACAUCAGAUUACCCAUACUGGAGAAAAGCCACAUCAGUGUUCGCUGUGUGGAAAGGCUUUUACACAAAAGAGUAAUCUCAAGCUACAUCAGAUUACCCAUACUGGAGAAAAGCCACAUCAGUGUUCGCUGUGUGGAAAGGCUUUUACAGAUACAAAAACUCUUAAGAAUCAUCAGAUGAUCCAUUCUGGAGAAAAGCCACAUCAGUGUCUGCAGUGUGGAAAGACCUUUAUAUGGAAGGGUGAUCUCAAGGUACAUCAGAGGAUCCAUACUGGAGAAAAGCCAUAUCCAUGUUCUGAGUGUGGAAGGACCUUUGCAUUGAAGUGUCAUCUCAAGGUACAUCAGCAGACCCAUACUGGAGAAAAGCCACAUCAGUGUUCGCAGUGUGGAAAGGCCUUUGCAUUGAAGGAUAAACUCAAGCAACAUCAGAUGACUCAUACUGGAGAAAAGCCACAUCAGUGUUCUCAGUGUGGAAAGGCCUUUGCAUUGAAGGAUAAACUCAAGGUACAUCAGCAGACCCAUACUGGAGAAAAGCCACAUCAGUGUUCGCAGUGUGGAAAGGCCUUUCACACACAUAACAAUCUUAAAUUACAUCAGAGGAUCCAUACUGGAGAAAAGCCACAUCAAUGUUUGCAGUGUGGAAAGGCCUUUACACAAAAGAGUCAUCUCAAUCUACAUCAGAUUACCCAUACUGGAGAAAAGCCACAUCAGUGUCUGCAGUGUGGAAAGGCCUUUACACAAAAGAGUCAUCUCAAGAUACAUCAGAUUACCCAUACUGGAGAAAAGCCACAUCAGUGUUCGCUGUGUGGAAAGGCCUUUACACAAAAGAGUAAUCUCAAAACACAUCAGAUUACCCAUACUGGAGAAAAGCCACAUCAGUGUUCUCUGUGUGGAAAGGCUUUUACAGAUACAAAAACUCUUAAGAAUCAUCAGAUGAUCCAUUCUGGAGAAAAGCCACAUCAGUGUCUGCAGUGUGGAAAGACCUUUACAUGGAAGGGUGAUCUCAAGGUACAUCAGAGGAUCCAUACUGGAGAAAAGCCAUAUCCAUGUUCUCAGUGUGGAAGGACCUUUAGUAACAACUCCAGCCUCAAGCUACAUCAGCAGACCCAUACUGGAGAAAAGCCACAUCAGUGUUCUCAGUGUGGAAAGGCCUUUGCAUUGAAGGAUAAACUCAAGCAACAUCAGAUGACUCAUACUGGAGAAAAGCCACAUCAGUGUUCGCAGUGUGGAAAGGCCUUUACAUUGAAGUGUCAUCUCAAGGUACAUCAGAAGAUUCAUUCUGGAGAAAAGCCACAUCAGUGUUCUCAGUGUGGAAAGGCCUUUGCAUUGAAGGGUAAUCUCAACAUACAUCAGAAGAUUCAUUCUGGAGAAAAGCCACAUCAGUGUUCUCAGUGUGGAAAGGCCUUUACACAGAAAAGUCAACUCAAGGUACAUCAGAAGAUCCAUUCUAGAGAAAAGUCAAAUUAG